Molecule: messenger RNA, 3766 nt
Organism: Selaginella moellendorffii
Lineage: Eukaryota; Viridiplantae; Streptophyta; Lycopodiopsida; Selaginellales; Selaginellaceae
Product: pentatricopeptide repeat-containing protein At2g33680
Exons: 2
Coding region: 122-2761 (879 amino acids)
Biological process (GO): RNA modification
Molecular function (GO): protein binding; RNA binding
Source: RefSeq, a predicted model, not a curated record
AGAAGCUUUGGCUGGCAGUGUGGCAGCAAAUGUGAAUUAUGUCGAGCUCGGUCUCCGCUACUAUCUCGGGUGCCCGGCUAGGCAUAUCGGCCCCAACCUCGGCUGCCCGACUUAACAGUGGAUGCUUGGUCGUUCUGCUAGAAGGCCAAGGUCGUCUUGCUAUCUCCAUCUUUCCGCGGGUGAUUUUCACGAAUCCAACACACAAGAUGGUGGCAGGCUGGCGAGGUCUUUGCGAGAAUGCGCUCGCAGCAGGGAUCUCUCCAGGGGUAAGUCCCUACACAGGCAGAUUACUGGAUCGGGGAUGGGAUCUGAUAGAUUCCUGGCAAAUCUUCUCAUGGAGAUGUAUGGAAAGUGCCAGGACGUGGGUAACGCAGAUGCGGUGUUUAGAAGCAUGGGCGACAGGAACGUUUUCUCGUGGAACAUUAUCAUUGCGGCAAAUGCCCAGACCGGGCAUGGCAAGAAGGCAUUGCAUUUGUUUCGAGAGAUGGAUCUGGAAGGAGUCAAGCCGAGCGAAGUAACGUUUGUGAGCGUCAUAUCGUCGGUCUCAGAGCUUGGUUCGAUCGAUCUAGCGGUUUAUGUACGUGCUCGCGUGGAUGCCUGUGGAUUUGGAGCUCAUCUCGUCGUGGGGACGGCGCUCAUCGGUAUGUAUGGCCGAUGCAAGCGUCCGGGAGAAGCUCGCGAGAUAUUCGACAGCCUACGUGAGAAGAACGUAGUGUCCUGGACAAGUAUGAUCCGAGCGUAUGCUCUAAGUGGCCAAAACCGAGAGGCCGUGAAGCUCUACAAGGCUAUGGACGUGACUCCAAACGAGUAUACUCUGGCUUCCAUCGCCGAGGCCUGCGAGAAUCUGGAAGAAGCAAGGGAGAUCGAGACAAGAGCCGUGGAUGGCGGUUUUGGAUCCGUGAGAGCCGUGGCACUGGCGAUCGUUGGCAUGUUUUGCAAGCUCGGGAGCCUGGACGAUGCGCGGAGAUACUUGAUCCGGCACGACGCAAAAAACGUUUUUUGCUGGAACCAACUGAUCGCAGCGCAAGCCCGGAGCUCGAGCUCGAGCACGGCUAUGGAUUUGUACCGGGAAAUGCGACGAAACCACGGCGUGGAGCCCGACUGCGUCACGUACCUCGAGCUCCUCAAGGUGUGCUCGGACUGGAAGCUCGGGCGGGAGCUCCAUGCAAGCGUUUUGGAGCACGGAUUCGAGCAGGACGAGGUCGUGAGCAGCGCCCUGGUGACGAUGCAUGGGAGGUGUGCCAUGCCAGACGCCGCGAGGAAGAUCUUCGCAAGCAUCGAGAGGAAGAACGUCGUAUCCUGGACGACGAUGAUCGCGGCCUACGCGCAGAGCGAUCGCAGCGACGAGGCGAUGGAGCUUUUCCACGCCAUGGACUUGGAAGGCGUGAGGCCGAGCGAGCAGACGUUCGUGAGCGUCGUGCACGCGCUGGCAUCCAGUUCUUCUUCCAGGGACGAGCUUGCCGCGCUCGCGGCGGCGAGAUCGCUCGAGGAGCGCGCGCUGGGAUCCGGGCUAGGAAUCGAUGGCGUGCUCGGGAAUGCGAUGGUGGACUUGUACGGCAAGCGCCGGCGGCCGGACGAGGCGAGGGGAGUCUUUGACGCGAUGCGCUCGAGGAGCACGGUGGCGUGGACUGCGAUGAUCCAGGCCUACGCCCAGAGCGGCCGCCGCGAGGAAGCGUUCGCGCUGUUUCGCGAGAUGGAGAUCGAGCCGGCUGCGACGACGUUUGUGAGCGUGCUCGAGGCCUGCGCAGGGAGCUCCGACUUGGACGCCGGGCGGGAGGUUCACUCCGCGGUCGUGUCGCGCGGCUUGGAGUCGGAAGUGUUCGUGGGCACCGCGCUGAUCGACAUGUUUGGCAAGUGCGGUGAUUGCAACGCUGCGCGAUCGUCAUUCGAGCGCAUUGCCGACAAAACCAUCGUGCCGUGGAACGCCAUGCUCGCGGUCUACGUCCAAAACGGUCGCCCGAGAGACGCGCUCGAGCUCUUGAACCACGGCGGUACAGUCAACGGCAGGGGCGGUACGGUCAAACUAGUCAAUGCGACGCGCGGCACUGGCGGCGUGACGCCGGACAAGAUCACAUUCGUGCUCCUGCUGAACGCGUGUGGCGCGCUGGGCGAGAUAGCGGUGGGGAGAGCGCUCCACCGUGAUGCCAUCCCGGGCGAGCUCUUGGGCGAGAGCUCGUGCAUCGGCAACGCGCUGGUGGCCAUGUACGCGAGCUGCGGGAGCUUAGAGGAGGCCCGCGUGGCAUUCCGCGGCAUCCAGCGUAAGAGCCUCGCGAGCUGGAACGCCAUGGCUGGGGCUGUGGCGGCGCUGGGCGGGUCACGAUCUUGGAGCGCGAGCAUGGAGCUCUUCUCGGAGAUGGAGCUCCAAGGAUUCAACGCGGACGAGGCGAGCUUGGCAGGGAUACUCUCGGGAUGCAGCCACGCCGGAUUGAAGCACCAAGGGUGGCGGAUCUUUGUGUCCAUGAGCGAUGACUUUGGAGUACCUUGCAGCGCCGUGCACUACGUUUGCAUCGUCGACAUGCUUGGUCGGCUGGGGCAGCUCGACGAGGCCGAGAGCUUGCUGGGCUGCAUGCCAUAUCAGCCGGGGCUGGUGGGCUGGAUGACGCUGCUGGGGGCGUGCGGUAAACACGGUGACGUAUGCCGAGGCGCCAUUGCCGCGCGGCAUGCCGCGGAGCUUAACGACCGGAACGCUGCAGCUAAGUACGUGCUGCUGGCUAACAUGUAUGCAGGGAUCAUGUAUGCUACCGAAGGUGGAGAGUUUUGAACUAUGACAAGUUUGUCAGUGGCAGGCGUUUUCCUCUGUUGUUUUUUUUUGUUUUUCAAUUGAAGAAAAAUUCCCUGCUAGAGAAGAUCAGAGAAUGCCGUUGGUGCCAACCAGCUUGAUUCAUUUCGCUCUCUAAUAUUAAAGUUGGAAGAACUUUCUCUCCGAGAUUUUGAGCUGGUUCUAAAUCUUUAUUAUGGUUUGACAGGAGAGAAUGGGCAUUAGGAGGCGAUUACAAGCAAUUCUCUGCUGUAGAAUCCCCAGCGAUGAAGGAAAGACAAGGUCAAGUGAUCCUCCAUAAUCUUUAGAGUCUUUCAGGAGUGGUUGGAAAUAAAGAAAGUUGUGACAUUGAAGUGAUUUUGACGUAUGUGCUACCACUCUCGCAGAAUUCAGGGCUUCCGCGUUCGGGAACUCGAGGCCAGCGAUGAUCCAGAAUCUUCACCACUAAAAAAUGCAUCCAAGAUGGAGCAAGGGGUAGAAGUAGUAGAUCGCAGCGACAGAUGUCUCAACAAGGAGAAAGAAGCACAAUUGGCAGCACUUGCCAGGAUCCAGGACAAGAUUCAAAAGAUCAUAGAGCGGUUGAGCUGCAAGGACGCGAAUCUGGCCAAGAGACCGUGGAGCAGUGCCACGGAGGGAAGUGAGAGCCAGGGUCCCAAAUUCUGGGAGGAUCAAAUACAGGCUGCCAUUGCCAGGCUGCAAUCGCUAAGUGGAGAUUUGGCCGAGAGUUCAGCUCCCAGUAAAUAAAAUUCGUGGUGGCACGACACGUGGCAAAGUGCCAUGGUUUGAGUAUAUAAGGGGGUCGAUCUAGCAAUGCUUUUUGCGAGAGCUUGAAAUAUUAGCGUUUGGAUCUCUCGGUACCUCCAAAUGGGGCCAAUGGGCCUUGGACUGCUUUGGCAGAAUGUGACUAAGUUUCUAUGGCCAACUUCAUUAUGGUUUAGAGGAUAGUGUUAGAUACACAGCCUCCCAAAGAUGGCCCAUAAAUCUUAACACCAAGAAGCAAUUGAAGCU